This is a messenger RNA of Aspergillus niger, 1713 nucleotides long. RefSeq lists its product as uncharacterized. Gene Ontology annotation, molecular function: RNA binding. The coding region runs from base 1 to 1713 and encodes 570 amino acids. Lineage: Eukaryota; Fungi; Ascomycota; Eurotiomycetes; Eurotiales; Aspergillaceae. Gene Ontology annotation, cellular component: nucleus. Gene Ontology annotation, biological process: mRNA processing. The record is from RefSeq and is a predicted model, not a curated record. The transcript is spliced from 4 exons.
AUGUCAGGUCUCGAUGUUGAGGCUCUCCUUGAGUCCACAGCUGCUCCGCCAUCUCAAGACCCUCCCCGUUCCCAGGACCGCGAUGACCGCUCCUCCAAAACUGACAGUAACGAACGCCGGGACCGUGAUCGGUCACGAGAGAAGGACCGCAAGCGCAGGGACCGCAGCCGUGAUCGACGUCGCUCGCGAGAUAUCGAUGGAGAUGAAGACAUGAAGAGCCCGAGAAGCGAACAUGGCAGUGCUAACGGAAGCCAUAGAAGCAGAAAGAGGAGCAGGAGUCGUGAUAGCGAACGCCGUCGGUCUCGUCGUGACCGUUACGGUGACGAAUACCGUUCUGGUGGCGACUUCUACCGCGGUGGUGGACGGGCUCGCACUCGCUCUCGGUCGCCUUACGAUGAUCGCUAUUACCGCCCCUCGGGCCGCUCCCGUCGCGAUGAGCGAGAUGAAGAUAGACGCACUCGCCGUGACCGCAAACGAAGCCCGAGCCCGAGAAGCCGCGAGAGGACCCCGGAGCCUACUGAGGAUGAGCGUGACAGGCGUACCAUUUUCGUUCAGCAGCUUGCUGCGCGGUUGAGAACUAAGGAGCUGAUUGCGUUCUUUGAGAAAGUCGGACCUGUCAAGGAAGCCCAGAUCGUUAAGGACCGUGUCAGUGGACGGUCUAAAGGUGUCGGUUAUGUCGAGUUCAAAAGCGAAGACUCCGUUGCGCCCGCUAUCCAGCUUACCGGACAGAAACUUCUAGGAAUUCCCAUAAUCGCCCAACUGACUGAAGCGGAAAAGAACCGCCAGGCCCGCAAUCCCGAGGCCAGCAGCGGCAACAAUCACGCUGCUCCAUUUCACAGGUUGUACGUGGGUAACAUUCAUUUCAGCAUCACUGAAAGUGACCUUCAGAACGUCUUUGAGCCUUUUGGCGAACUCGAAUUUGUCCAGCUGCAGAAGGAUGAGACUGGUCGUAGCAGGGGUUAUGGAUUCGUGCAGUUCCGUGAUCCAAACCAGGCUCGUGAGGCUUUGGAAAAGAUGAAUGGAUUUGACCUUGCUGGUCGAGCAAUCCGCGUUGGCCUUGGCAACGAUAAGUUCACUCCUGACUCGAACGCACAACGCAUGCAGAGCCAAGGUGCAAACCAACAUAACUUCCAGGGCUCUCUCUUCUCGGGUCACGGAGGACGUGGUGUUCAAGCCGGCGGUACCAGCAACUUCGACCGCGCUGGUGGCCGUGACUCCGAAAAGGGGGCCGGCGCUAGUGCAUUGGACGAUACGGAUGUUGCCGGCGUAAAUUUCAACAACUACAGUAGGGAUGCAUUGAUGCGCAAGCUUGCAAGAACAGAUGAACCAUCCGAGCCUGCUGCCGAUGACCAGCAGAAGGUGCUCCGUCCCAAGACUGAGGCUAAGCCUCUGCCUGUUAACGUCAACAUGGCAAGUCGGUGUGUCAUGCUCCGCAACAUGUUUGACCCCAACGAGGAGGAGGGUGAAGCUUGGAUUAAGGAGCUGGAGGAUGACGUUCGCGCUGAGUGCGAAGACAAAUAUGGCCAUGUUGUUCACAUUGCACUAGAUCCCAACUCGCAAGGCGAUAUUUACCUGAAGUUCGACCGCGUCCAGGGUGGCGAGAACGCCAUCAAGGGCCUGAACGGGCGUUUCUUUGGUGGUCGACAGAUCACCGCCCAGCCCGUCGUCGACGCUGUCUACAGCAGUCUGUUCUCCCGAACCAAAGCGAUCUAA